Molecule: messenger RNA, 2793 nt
Organism: Amphibalanus amphitrite
Lineage: Eukaryota; Metazoa; Arthropoda; Thecostraca; Balanomorpha; Balanidae
Product: adenosine deaminase 2-like
Exons: 10
Coding region: 103-1713 (536 amino acids)
Biological process (GO): adenosine catabolic process; inosine biosynthetic process
Molecular function (GO): adenosine deaminase activity
Source: RefSeq, a predicted model, not a curated record
GUUUUGUUUGAUAUCAAUGUUGAACAUCAAUCAUCAACAAAGCUGAAGCGUAGAUGGUUUUUCCUGUCACCUGAGGCCUCUACUUACCACCGAACUGUGACAAUGCGUUGGUGGCUCUCUCUUGGCUGCCUGUGGAGCUGCUUCCUGCUUCUACUGGCUUUGAUCAGCUAUCACUUCUACCAAUCAUGUGGCAGCCCUCAGACCACCCAACUCUGGUCCACACUAGCCAACAGCCACACCCAGGCUCGGGACAACCUCUCCGACUACUGGUCAUCUCGCAGCAAACUCUUGACUGCCGACCAGCUCCUGGAGACAGGUGGCACAGUGGUGCUCCAUGGUGCUGAACAGCAGGUCAAUGACCUUCUGACUGUGUUCAAAAGGGAGGAGUACAAGGAGACUCCAUUUGAGGCCGGCAGACACUUUAUGAAUGCACGAGAGGAUAUAGAAAAGUCAAAUGUCUUUGAGCUCAUCCGCAUGAUGCCUAAAGGCAGCAUGUUGCACAUUCACGACAUCUCGAUGUUGUCUGUAGAGAAGCUGGUAUCCAACGUCACCUAUAUGGACCACCUUUACCUCUGCAACUCCACUCAGUCGUCAGGUGAGCCGGACGUACGGUUGCAGUUUUUCGCCGCCCCGGACAUGUCCUGUGAUUGGCUGCUGCUGAGUGACGUCAGAGCAUCCCUCGGAGCCGGCCCGGUGGACAAGUGGCUGAUUAGACAGCUGUCCAUGAUUGUGGAGCGGCCCGAUGACGUAUACGAGGACCUGCACAGCUCGUGGGCGGCCUUUGACGGCGUCAUCAGCCGGGUGCGGGGUAUGAUACACUACGAGCCGGCCUGGAGACGGGUGAUCAGUCUGGCACUGCAGGAAAUGGCCGACGAUAACAUCCAGUACGCGGAAAUACGUUCGUCGCUGCCUCAAUUGAGUGACCUGUCGGGUAACCUGUACCCGGCCUCCCACACCAUCGACAUUUACCGGGCGGCGCUUCUGGAGGCGGCCAGCAGCGACCAGGGUAACCGGUUCUGGGGAGGACGGGUCAUCCUGGCCAUGAGCAGACACGUCUCACCCGAACAGGUGUCUGCGGACGUGGACCGUGUGCUGCAGCUGCACGCCGACCAGCCCGACCUGGUGGCAGGGUUUGACCUGGUGGCAGAGGAGGAUUGCGGCGCUCCGCUGAAGGAGUUUGUACCACAGCUGCUGCGACUGGCAGAGAACGGAGUGCAGACUUUCUACCACGCCGGAGAGACGUACUGGCUGGGCACUGACGUAGAUGAGAACCUGUACGACGCCAUCCUGCUGAACGCCUCCCGUAUCGGCCACGGGUACGGCAUCGUCAAGCACCCGCUGCUGAUGAGGGAGGCGGCGCGGAGAGGCGUGGCCAUGGAGGUGUGCCCCAUCUCCAACCAGGUUCUGGGCCUGGUCAGCGACCUCCGUAACCACCCGGCGGCUGUACUCCUCGCCUCUGGCCUCCCUGUGGUGGUAUCGGCCGACGAUCCGGGCGCCUGGGGUGCCGCCGGGCUCUCCUACGACUUCUACCUGACACUGAUGGCGCUGGCCGGCCGGCGCGCCGACCUGAGCACGCUCAAAGAGCUGGCCAUAAACUCCAUCAGGUAUUCGUCACUGCCAGACGCUGAGAAACAGCAGUUGGGGAUGGAGUGGAACAAACGCUGGGACGAGUUCAUUGACCAGGUGGUCGACAAGUAUCAGUUGAGGACGUAAGGAUGGCUGGCGCUGCACGAGGCACUAGCUGGUAAAUGACAUAGACUAUCAGUUGUUUGACACAGUAACAACUGGCUGUACUUGACACAUCGGUCUGCAACUGACAAUUAACAGUCCUAGCUGAUAUUUGACACAGUACCAGGCUAUCUGGUAUCUGAUUAAACACAGAAGACACACUUGCCAAAUGACAGGGCAGGCAAUCAAAUACCGGGGGGAAGGGACACACAGGGCGGGUUUAUAGUCGCGAAUGGUUGUGUGAUGUUAUAAGGUGAUAAUGACGGUAAUAUGCGAUAGCGGUUAGAGUUGGAGAACCUGACGAGUGACCGAAAGGUGCAGAACUUUCAGGUUACCUCCACUGUUCGUUCCAGUGAAUAGGUAGAACGAACUAUUGGACCGUUUGUUUGAUUUUUUUCGCUACUUAUUAAAUCUCCCUACUUAUUUCUUCGUGAUGUGCUUACAUGCUAGCAUUCAAUGUUUAAAUGACGAAAGUGGUUGUUUUAUUUUGUACCGAUUGUUGGGUUAUAUUGAGUAAUGACAAUGCCGUUGCUGUCUUAGCAAUCAGUAGCAAUUAUAUUAGAACAGUGAUGACGUGAAUUAAAUGCCAGGUGCUGCCUUAUCACUGUGACUUGAUUGUGUUCCGUUGUUGUGACUUGGUCAGUAACAAGGGCUAGUGACACUGAACAAUGUUUCAAAUGUUCCUCGAUUUACUUGUCGAUCUUUUGGAUUGUUUGACUUGAUAUAGUUGAAUUUUCUAAGUCAUGUUUCGUAAAAAAAAACUGUGAUGCUUGCGUGUGAUAUUAUAAAAAUGUGUUAUGUUCAUUAGUAAUUAAGGACAAAAUGAAAGUUCUUCCAUGGUAGCAUGACAACGUGAAGUGAAUGAGUUUGACAUGGUGAGUAUUGAUAUUACAAGAGGCCAGUUACUAUAUGAUGACAUGCGUUUUGUUACUAAUGCAUUAUUUUAUUUACGCUCGUCUAUGCUUAAGAUGAUGCAUGCAACGUUAGUAAAAAUAAAUGUUUUUUAUUUCUAUAUUUUUGCGCAUAGAUCGUUAAGCUACAGACUGCUUAUUGCCAUGUUUUUUU